AUGCCACGCCCUGGGCAGUGGCUGGGUACGCCGUCGCCCGAGCAGAUCCGGCGCUUCGACGUGACCCUGGACGACCCGGGCUGCGUCUACUUCUCCGGAGACGUUGUCAGCGGCAAAGUGCGUGUCGACUUGGACAACUGCCUCACCGUUCAAGGCAUCACGGUGCGCAUUGUGGGCGAGGCGGCAGUGAGCGUGACGUCAGAGCCACCCGCGCCAAGGCCGCGACUCAGGAAGAACAAGAUUUGUGGUACAAUAUCAGGUGGAGGUACAUUAGGGUCGACAACCAGUAAUGUGCUUGUCUACAUUAGAGCCACCGCCGCCGCAGUCGCCGCCCCCCACAAGUUCCGCUCCAGCGAGAAGUACUUCGAGCACAAGUUCUACGUCUUCGGCCACAAGUACAGCAGUCGGCGCGAGCGGCUGUGGGCGGGCUCGCACCAGUUCCCGUUCCGCGUGGCGCUGCCCACCAAGCUGCCCGCCUCCUUCCACGGCCGCUUCGGCUUCGUGCGCUACCUGUGCGAGGCGACGCUGGAGCGCGCCGGCGCGCCCGGACUCACGCACCGCGCGCCCUUCAGCGUCAGCUGCAUCGCCGACCUCAACGCCGAGCCCAAGGCAGAGAGCGGCGCCUACGAGCAGCGCAGCACAAACUCGUGUCUGUUCUGCUGCAAGAAGGGCACGGUGAUCGCCUCGGCCAAGGUGAAGAGGACGGGCUUCGUUCCUGGCGAGGAGAUCGCCGUCUCCGCCGACAUCCUCAACAUGAGCGACCGGCCCAUCUACCGCACGAGCGCUCGCCUCAAGCAGGUGGUGACGUACCUGUCGAGCCGCGGGCUGCGCAGCCACGUGGACGAGCGCGUGGUGGCCGAGGUGAGCCGCGGCGCCGUCGCCAGCGGUGACUCCGACGCGUGGCACGAGGUUCCGCUCACCGUGCCGCCGGUGCCGCCCUCCUCACGCUUCACCAACUGCUGCAAGCUCAUGGACAUCGACUACCGCCUCGACUUGCUGGUGGAGCUGGAGACGGAGCCGAUGGAGCUGCGGCUGCCGCUGUGGCUGGGCACCGUCCCGCUGUGCAAGCAGUUCCCCAACCUGCUGGCCGCUGCGGACGUCGACCCCGGCCUCUCCAGGGUGCGCUUCCCGGCCGCCACCGUGGCCAAGUAUCCAGACCUCCCCGUGUCGACGGGCGAGCCGUGCGUGUUCGGGCCGCGGCCGCUGGACGGCUACUUCUGGCGGCGGCGGCCGCUGGAGCGCGCGCCGGGCGUGCGCACGUCGGACCGCGGCUGGGCGCCGCGCUACCCCACGUACCGGCCGCGGCCGCCGCCCGAGGGCACGGUGCGCGCGCUGCUGCGCCAGUCGGGCGCGCACCAGCUGCCCACCAUCGUCAUCACGCGGCCUCCGGGGCUCUGCGAUGGUUCUCAAGAAUAUUCCAUGGUAAUGCUGUUUAAAUGUCGCUAUUAUGCCCUGAUCCAGUGGCUGAAUUAG
This is a messenger RNA of Schistocerca cancellata (South American locust), 1473 nucleotides long. RefSeq names its product arrestin domain-containing protein 17-like. Gene Ontology annotation, biological process: protein transport. The coding region runs from base 1 to 1473 and encodes 490 amino acids. Gene Ontology annotation, cellular component: cytoplasm. Lineage: Eukaryota; Metazoa; Arthropoda; Insecta; Orthoptera; Acrididae. The record is from RefSeq and is a predicted model, not a curated record. The transcript has 11 exons.